This is a messenger RNA of Bursaphelenchus okinawaensis, 1270 nucleotides long. Lineage: Eukaryota; Metazoa; Nematoda; Chromadorea; Rhabditida; Aphelenchoididae. The record is from the annotation of a GenBank genome assembly.
AUGAAGCUUAUUCUUGCGGUUACCCUACUCUGUGCCAUUUUGGUUGAAGCUCAAGAUGAGCAAACCCAAGCAGUACCGACUGAAGCUCCAGCCAUAGUAUUCACAAAAGUAUGCUUUGAUCAAGAGGACGCUGAGGUUUUGGAAAGCACGGUAAGUAUCCUAACCUACUGUACCUUACCCUAACGCACCCUACCUUACCCUACCCUAACGUACCCUACCCUACCCUACCCUACCCUACCCUGCCCUACCCUACCCUACCCUACCCUACCCUACCCUACCCUACCCUACCCUACCCUACCCUACCCUACCCUACUAUACCCUACCCUACCCUACCCUACCCUACCCUGCCCUACCCUACCCUACCCUACCCUACCCUACUAUACCCUACUCUGCCCCACUCCUCCAUACCCUAUUUCAUUCGGCUUAAGCCUUACCCUAUCUUGAGUUGGCCUUACAAAUAAUUUGUUAGUCAACUCCAACACUACCCUAAGUUAGCUUUGUUCUAGCCUUACUUGCCUUGAGCUAACCUUAAUCUUCUAAAUGAAAAACGGGCUGGCACUGAGCAAAAUUUCGAUCGGGCCAGGCCUAGCAUUCAGGCCUGGCCUGUUUAUCAUGUCUAAUUGGUCUAGCCUUACCCUAAUUUAGCCUUGGUCUACAUUACUAUACUUUAACUAGCUCAACCCUUACUAAACCCUGGCUUAGUCUUAUUCUAGCGCUACCUCAUACUACCCUAAUUUAGCCUUUUCCAAUCCUUACCCUAGCAAGCUGACAAGCGUCCUAGCCUGCCUAACUGACACGCCCUACCCUAAUACUUAUAAUAUUAUUUUAGGGUACCAUCUGCGCCUUCGCAGUACGCUUCCAAAUGGCAAACAGAAACUGUGCCGAGUUGGUUCAAAACACAUUGCCCGAAGGCUUUGUAGCUUUUGGUGAACCAGACCUCAGUCCAGUUACUUUUGAACAACUCACUACGGAACUGACAGCACCAGUCCGCGGCGGGAAAUAUUGUUUUAUCUGUACGAUUUUUCCUUUUUCAUCGUAUUUUACCCAAAAAUUGAGGAUUUUUUAACGCUUUUCAUUAACACUUUUAAGCAUUACUAACGUACUGGCUGAUAGUACGGUACUAUGAAAUUUUAAGACUUAGUUUUUUGGUUAAAAAUUUAUAUAACGUGACAUUUAAAAAGAUGAAAAAUAUCAUAAUAUACUUUAAUAUUACCUAAAAAUAAAAUUUUCAGCCCGAGCAGAAGAACUGACCAGACUACGAGGAUUCUAA